This is a messenger RNA of Blastocystis hominis, 285 nucleotides long. RefSeq lists its product as hypothetical. The record is from RefSeq and is a predicted model, not a curated record. The transcript has 3 exons. Lineage: Eukaryota; Bigyra; Opalinata; Blastocystidae. The coding region runs from base 1 to 285 and encodes 94 amino acids.
AUGCCUCGUUUUUCGCUUGAUGAAAAGCAACACCCCGUUGUGUUUGGCGUCUACAAGUUUUUUUCUGGCUCUACAUCGGGAGUUAUCUCCGCAAUCAUCCUGCAACCAAUGGAUGUAAUUAAAACAAAGCAGCAAGGUCUUUUCCACAAAGCGACUCUCCAAAAUAGCAUUGACUUGAAAUCUAUGAAGGAUAUGAGAUGGCAAACCUCGGCAAAAGCAAUCUACAAAGAGCGCGGCAUUCUAGGUUAUUGGGAUGGUCUUGUAUCUCUUUUGAAGCGAUAUUAA